AUGGCGACCGUACGGAUUUGUCUUUGCGGUGACGAUGGCGUCGGCAAGAGCUCCAUCAUCACGUCUCUUGUCAAGGACGUCUUCGUCACAGCCAAAAUCCAGCCCGUUCUGCCACAGGUGACGCUUCCGCCCACGCUUGGAACGCCCGACAAUGUCACCACCACCAUCGUCGAUACCUCCGCCCUGCCUCACGAACGACACACGCUCCGCACAGAGCUCCGCAAAUCGAACGUCAUACUCCUCGUAUACUCGGACCACUACAGCUAUGAGCGGGUGGCGCUGUUCUGGAUGCCCUACUUCCGCUCGCUGGGUGUCAACGUGCCAGUGGUGCUGUGCGCGAACAAGUCUGACAUCGCCUCGAAUGGCACAACAUCCCAAGUCGUAUCGGAGGAGAUGCUGCCUGUCAUGAACGAGUUCAAGGAGAUCGACUCCUGCAUCCGCACCAGCGCCAAGGACCACCACAACAUCAACGAGGUCUUCUUCCUCUGCCAAAAGGCCGUCACACACCCGAUAGCCCCGCUAUACGAUUCCAAGGAGAACGCACUCAAGCCAGCAGCCGUGUCUGCACUGCAACGCGUCUUCCAUCUAUGCGACACAGACAAGGAUGGGUACUGGAACGAUCAGGAGAUUCACGAUUUCCAGAUCAAGUGCUUUGAGAAACCGCUGGGGGACGACGAUUUGAUGAACAUAAAGAGGUCGAUGGAGCGCUUUGCUCCCGGUCUGACCGGCGAGCAUGGCAUGGACGAGAAGGGGUUUCUGCUCCUGAACAAGAUCUUCGCGGAGAAAGGGCGGCACGAGACCAUCUGGAUCAUACUGCGGAAGUUCCACUACACCGACAGUCUGAGUCUCCAGGACACGUUCCUCCACCCCAAGUUCGAUGUUCCUCAGUUCUCCUCCGCCGAACUCAGCCCGUCCGGCUACCGCUUCUUCGUCGAUCUGUUCCUGAAGUUUGAUAUGGACAAUGACGGAGGACUCAACGACAGAGAACUCGCGAAUCUAUUCGCACCCACCCCCGGCAUGCCGACAUCUUGGGUGGACUCGUCGUUCCCAUCGUGUACAGUGCGCAACGAAGCUGGAUACAUCACACUACAGGGUUGGCUCGCGCAAUGGAGCAUGACUACCUUUGAAGAGCCCAAGACGACUCUAGCAUAUCUGGCAUACCUCGGAUUUGAGAGCGGCGAGCGCGGAGGCACAACCAGCGCACUCAAGGUGACCAAAGCUAGGAAGCGACGGAAGAAGCCUGGCCGCGUCGAGCGCAACGUCUUUCUAUGCUACGUCAUAGGGUCGAGCGGGAGUGGAAAGAGCUCAUUGCUGUCUGCCUUCCUCCAGCGACCGUUCAGCCACACCUACCAUCCCACGAUAAAACCGCGUUCGGCAGUCAAUAGCGUUGAGCUGAAAGGUGGCAAGCAAUGCUAUCUAAUUCUGGAAGAGCUCGGUGAACUCGAACCCGCGAUCUUAGAGAACCAGGCCAAGCUCGACGCGUGCGAUCUGUUGUGUUAUACCUACGACUCGAGCGACCCCACGAGCUUUGCGCAUGUUGUCGAGCUGCGGAAGAAGUACCCCCAUCUCGACCAACUACCAGCGGUCUACACAGCCCUGAAGGCAGACCAGGACAAGACGAUGCAGCGAUGCGAGCAGCAGCCCGACGAAUACACCAGCGCCCUGAGGAUGGCACCGCCACUGCACGUCAGCACGACGUGGAACAGCAUAUCGGAGCUGUUUGUUCACCUGGCCGAGAGCGCCACUCACCCCUCGACAGCCUUCCCCAAGCAGGAAGAGGACGGCUACGAUUAUCUCAAUCUUUACCUAGCGCUGGGGGCUGUCACGCACGCAUACUGUAUCCUGUGGUGGAUUGUUUCGUUUCCCUAUUCCCCGGCAAAGGCCCGCGGCGCCAACCCGACGUUCCAAGGAGCCCCCAAGCUGACCAAGUCUCGUACCCCACAGGCAACCGACAGAGCCAGAGAGCUGGACCGCCUAUAUCAGAUGCGAAACCCAGGCCCGCGCCGGGGGCAUGCGCCGCAGAUAUCCAUCAGCGAUGACAGCCACCACGUCACCGAGGCCAUAGGCGACAUGUACGGCGGCGACAGCGACACCGACGCCCCCAACCGCCGCAGCCUGCGACCCCUAAGCUUCGUCCCCAGCCCCAACGGCGACUCGAUCCAGUCCUUUGGCGCCUUCGAGGCCUUCGACCCCUUCCCCAACGCGCCCCCCGCGAGGUCCCCGCUGCGUCCCCAGAUGUCCUUCGAGAAGCCCCAAACGCCCACGAGCCCCAAUGGCACCGCCAACAUGAGCACGAAGCGGGCGUCGGUCGCCCGGCACCCGUCGAACGGCGGCCAGAUGUCCCCUCCGCUGUCCCGCUCGAACUCGAACACGGCGUCGCACCAGUUCCCGCUGAACAACCUCGACUACGAGAACAGCCCGGCGGGCCUCGCCCAGGAGCUGAGCAACCUGCAGGCGAUACGGAGGAUGUCCAUGGGCGUUAACAAUGCCGAUCCCGAUCUGCCUUCGUUCCAGUCCGCAAACUCACCGCCCUCCCCACCGGCCAUGUCGGAAGAGGACGAGUCGAAACUCUUCUGGGUACCCGCGCGGCUGCACCCCGAACUGGCGCCCAUGGAGUUCAAGACGUUCAUUGAAGACAAGAUUGACAGGACGAGACGACGCUCCGGAGACUCGGACUCGCUAUCUCCGGACGGCGCCAUGGGGCGUCAGGGCUCGGGUGGAGGGCUGCGGCGGAAGAAGUCCAUGCUGUCCAGACAGAUUGAUACUGGCUCUGGCUACAAGGACGGCGCCGAGAGGCUGGAGAGGAAGCGAUCCGGCGCGCAGCCCAACGGGGGCUUGUCGAACCUACAGGAGCUCGAGCACAUACAGGAGGACCCGGUGGCCUUGAUAAGACGGAUGAGCAUCGAUCAAAAGGGCAUGGCUGGGGAAGGGGAAGAGGGCGCCGACGGGAUGCCCAUUGUGCCGGGUAGCAAGAUGCGUGGGCUGGGCACGCUCAAGAGAUCAACACACACUACCUACAGACGAGGCAGUCUGCGGAAAGGCGGCCCGCCCCUCUCACGGCGACUCGUCUCUGGCCGACAAGGAGACACAGACACGGAAGAUUCCCCGUCCACCUCGCCCGUCCACUCUACCGAGAGCAUACCCGAAGUCCCUCCUCUCCCAGGUCUCAACCGCGUUCAGUCGGAACCCGUUAACUCGGCGUUUGAAGGCUCGUCCAACAACUUCUCGCGGCCGGGGGCAAAGCGGGCAUCUCCCAGCUAUGGCGGCGAGAGACCAGGUUCAUCUGAAGAGUACCCCAGGUCAGCUUCUACAGAGCCUGUCUCACAGCAGGAGCGAAGUUCGCCGCAGCCCAGGCAGUUCCACUCGAGAAUCGCCUCCAACGGCCGCACGACUGCACCUUUGCCAGGCUACACACCCCCGCCGCAGCAGGUACCCCAGAUUAUCGAGACACCACCGCCACAAGAACAGAACCGAACACCUCAGUUUCAGCUACCCGAACGUCACUCCUCCCGCCAACCUCCGCCUCAAGCCCAGCAACAACCUGCAGGCCCUCGCCAUUAUCCUCAGCCUCAACAGCAACCCCCGCAACAACAGCGCCAGCCCCAGUCGUCGAGUCGACCGAACCGUCAUGCACAAGCUGCUCAGUCCUCCCCGAUCAAGCCCGCGCAAUCCUUCGAUGACCUAGUAGCACAUCCUUCGGCGAUGCCCGGCCAGAACAACAGGGUCGAUUCGUUGUCCAUAAUCCCGAACGCGCCAGAAGAGAAGAAGCUCGAACCGAAGGCCAAAGAUAAGAAGGAUAAGGAUGGCUCUGAGGGCGGCCAAAGGAAGACGAGCUGGGGCUGGUUUGGCGGCGAUAAGGAGAAGGAAAAAGACAAGAAGUCAAAAGACAAAGACUCAGAAAAAGAAGCCCCGAAGAAGGUCAAGAACAAGCUCAGCAAGUCCCAGGAGAAGGAGAAGGACAAGGGCCACGAUGACACGAGACUGGACCUCCUGCAGACAUCGAUACAGGGCGGCGGGCGUGGUCGAGAAAGUGUAGUGUUGGAUCGCGAAAGCGUCAAACUGGAAGAAGAGCGGAAGAAGGAGAGCGCCAGAAAAACAUCCAGCGAAGGCAAGAAAGAGAAGGAACCUGGACUGCUGUCCUCCAUCUUCGGAGGAGGAAAGAAGAAGGGCGAGAAAGAGUCGUCUCACAAGAAGAACGCCUCACGUGGAUUAUCGCCCGAACCCCCGCCACGCAUCCUAAAGCCCGACAUCGACUACAACUGGACCCGAUUCUCGAUCCUGGAAGAACGCGCGAUUUACCGCAUGGCCCACAUCAAGCUUGCGAACCCCCGCCGCGAACUCUACUCCCAAGUUUUGCUGUCCAACUUCAUGUACUCGUACCUCGCCAAGGUCCAGCAAAUGCACCCGCAGAUUUCCAUCGGCAACUCCAAGCAAGCAAAGCAAGCUCAACAGGCUCAGCAACAGCAACAAGCCGCGCAGCAGAAGAAGGAGCAGCAACAGCAGCAACAUCAGCAGCAGGCCGCUCAGCAAUCUCAGCAGCAGGUACAGCAGCAGCAGCAACCGCAGCAACAGUCGCAGCCUGAGGAGUUUGCCCAGUAUCAGCGGUACCAGCAGCAGCAACAACAGCACGAACAGCAAUCCUCCGAAAAAUCCUCACAAGAAUGGCCCUCUGUACACCAACAACAAGCCAAUGGCGGCCUCUCACAACAACAAAACGGUCAACACCAGCAACAACAGCAACAACAUGUAAGAGGCGGCUCUCAGCAGGGUAAUUCUUAUAACCAGAACCCGCGUGAUUCGCAUCACUCGAAUCAUAGUGCGAAUGGCGGAGGUGGAGGUGGUAGUGGUGGUGGGGGUGGAUAUAGUGUAGCGAAUACGCAGAAUUAUCUGGGGCAGUCGGGUAAAGGGGGUGGGGGUGGUGGUGGUGGUGGGAUAGGAGGGGGAGGUGGAGGGGGGUAUAGUAAUUAUAGUGAUGAUGAGGGGGGGAAGAGGGGGGAUGAUGAUAUGUGUGACAACGCUAAGGAUACGGAUCUCACAAUGCCACCGAAAAGAAGACCCAGCAAGGACCGUCGAGACAAUUCUCAGCAGGACAUCGAACCAGAUCCAACCCUAGAUUCAGAAGAGGAAAUCCCGAUAGUGGAAAACGACAAGAACGAUACGGCGGAAGAGCAGCAGGACGAGGAAGUGCUGGGAGAAAGGGAUGGCACAGGGGACUCGUACCACUUACCUGAAGAAACAGAAGACGAACUCGCACAACGUCCUACGCGUGCCGGUGUAGCAAGAAAACCGCAAAAGAAUGUGCCUGCCAAAGCUGUCGUGGUCAUCGACGAGGGUGAUGAUGGGGAAGCAUCUGAAGCUCAACGACGGACUCAAGCGGCCGCUACCAUCAGGCGAAAUUGGGGCUUUGGAAGCAUUCGAGAGUGCAUCCCAGAAAAGAAGUGGCUUUCACGCGGACUCAAGGACUACGAAGACGAGAACUGGCAACUAGAUACCAUUGACGAGUUCGAAGGGCUGUCAAACGAGACUCAUGGACAAGGCGAUGCAAUGAAAGAGCAAAUUGGAUUAUUCUUCGAUAAAAGGGGGAGUACAGGGGCUAAUCGAAGGAUAGGGGGCAGUGCCUUAGAGAAGGAGAAAAACUUGGUUGAUGAUAUCAAAAGGCUACGUAAAGGGGACAGGAUUGACCCGGAGACGCAUAGAGAGAUACCUGCGACCCCUCGGGGGGCUGCAGCGGCAUCAGGCCCUAAGAAAAAGAGGGGAAAGCCUCAGGGUUCUGCAAACCCGGCACGGAAGGACAGAAGCAAUCUAGGACGAGCCAGCAAGGACAAGUCGAGCAAGCGGAAGUCGAACGCCAUGGCGGAUAUCGACGAGGAGUCAGAUGAUGAGGACAAUGGAGUUCAAGGUGGCGGCCAGCCGAGCAAGAGGCCAAGGAAAGAUGACCAGCAACCGGCUGAGAAGCAGAGUGGAAGACAACAAGCAUCAGGUCCUGGCAGCUCUCUACGCAACCGAAUACGGACAUUACAGCAGCAAAUAGACGCACUCGAUCUCAUCCGCCAGAACUGGGACAUCGAAUCUGUCCUGGAGUUCUUGCCACAACGCUGGUUUGAAAUGGGCGAAGACGCAGAUGAGCACAUUCCCCGGGCCAUCCUCGAGCGGAUACGCGAUCUAUCCAACAUCACCAAUACACCAGAGCAAGGUCAAGCCGUCGGACAAGCGCUACAUGACAGCAUGAGCUCGCGUACAAGUACCUCUCUAGAGGACAUCCUUGCGGUCAUCGCAGUGGCUGGCGAGCAGUUCUACGCCGCAGCUGAAGAACAGCGUCCAUCGCAUCCAGACAACAUGGGAACACCUUCCGACACCAGAGUUCUGGUGCGCGCAGCUCGAAUUGCUGCCGCACGCGCUGAUCGAGAUGAAAGGGGAUAUCUGCUCAGGUACGAGGACGGCGUGCUUCGAAGCGCGGCUAGGCAUCGGGAAGUUGAGCGGCUUGAAGAUAUCAUGGCGCAGCAGGAAAGGGAUGCGGAACGAGAGAGUGAUAGGGAAGACGACGGAGAGGAAGAGUGA
Alternaria infectoria is the source of this 6558-nucleotide messenger RNA. RefSeq lists its product as uncharacterized. Gene Ontology annotation, biological process: establishment of cell polarity; positive regulation of G2/M transition of mitotic cell cycle. The coding region runs from base 1 to 6558 and encodes 2185 amino acids. Gene Ontology annotation, cellular component: cytoplasm; cell septum. The record is from RefSeq and is a predicted model, not a curated record. Gene Ontology annotation, molecular function: GTP binding; GTPase activity. The transcript has 6 exons. NCBI's taxonomy places the organism in Eukaryota, Fungi, Ascomycota, Dothideomycetes, Pleosporales, Pleosporaceae.